GGCUCUAUCCGGGGCCUUGGCGCUUCUCUUUCCUUUCGCGCCGGUUGCCGCUGCGGAGCGCGGCGGGUCCAUGUGCGCAGCGAGCGGCGCUACUCGUGGCCCAGCACGACCCCGAGCGCUCCCCUUGCCCCCGGCUCGCCGGCCAUGGAUCCCAACACUAUCAUCGAGGCCCUGCGGGGCACCAUGGACCCAGCCCUGCGGGAGGCCGCCGAGCGCCAGCUCAAUGAGGCCCACAAGUCUGUGAACUUUGUUUCAACUCUGCUUCAAAUCACCAUGUCGGAGCAGCUGGAUUUACCAGUGAGACAGGCAGGCGUUAUCUAUUUGAAAAAUAUGAUAACUCAGUAUUGGCCUGAUAGGGACACCACACCAGGGGAGUUACCUCCAUAUACAAUUCCAGAGGAAGAUCGACAUUGUAUCCGUGAAAACAUUGUAGAAGCCAUUAUUCACUCCCCUGAACUUAUCAGGGUACAGCUUACUACGUGUAUUCAUCACAUAAUCAAACAUGAUUACCCGAGCCGUUGGACUGCAGUUGUGGACAAGAUUGGUUUUUAUCUCCAGUCUGAUAACAGUGCUUGCUGGCUCGGAAUCCUUCUUUGCUUAUAUCAGCUGGUGAAAAACUAUGAGUACAAGAAGCCAGAAGAACGGAGUCCAUUGGUAGCAGCAAUGCAGCACUUCCUACCAGUUUUGAAGGAUCGUUUUAUUCAGCUUCUUCCUGAUCAAUCUGAUCAAUCAGUCCUCAUUCAGAAACAAAUAUUCAAGAUCUUCUAUGCCCUUGUUCAGUAUACUCUUCCACUGGAGCUGAUAAAUCAAGCGAAUUUGACAGAGUGGAUAGAAAUUCUAAAGACAGUUGUAAACAGGGACGUGCCUCCUGAAACCCUUCAAGUUGAAGAGGAUGAUCGGCCAGAAUUACCAUGGUGGAAAUGCAAGAAGUGGGCUUUACAUAUCUUGGCAAGGCUUUUUGAAAGGUAUGGGAGCCCUGGCAAUGUUUCCAAGGAGUAUAAUGAAUUUGCUGAAGUCUUCCUAAAAGCAUUUGCAGUUGGUGUCCAGCAGGUAUUGCUAAAGGUGCUGUAUCAGUACAAAGAAAAACAAUAUAUGGCUCCUCGAGUUCUACAGCAGACACUGAACUACAUCAAUCAAGGAGUGUCACACGCCGUCACAUGGAAGAACUUGAAACCUCAUAUACAAGGCAUUAUCCAAGAUGUUAUUUUUCCGUUGAUGUGCUAUACAGAUGCUGAUGAAGAGCUCUGGCAAGAAGAUCCUUAUGAAUAUAUACGCAUGAAGUUUGAUGUGUUUGAAGACUUCAUUUCCCCCACUACUGCUGCCCAAACACUCUUAUUUACAGCUUGUAGUAAGAGAAAAGAGGUUUUGCAGAAAACAAUGGGAUUUUGCUAUCAGAUUCUUACAGAGCCAAAUGCUGAUCCUCGGAAAAAAGAUGGUGCUCUGCAUAUGAUUGGUUCUUUGGCUGAAAUCCUGCUAAAGAAAAAGAUCUACAAAGAUCAAAUGGAGUACAUGUUGCAAAAUCAUGUGUUCCCUCUCUUCAGCAGCGAACUAGGCUACAUGAGAGCAAGGGCUUGCUGGGUGCUUCAUUAUUUCUGUGAAGUGAAGUUCAAGAGUGACCAGAACCUGCAGACGGCCUUGGAACUGACAAGACGAUGUCUGAUUGAUGACAGGGAGAUGCCUGUGAAAGUAGAAGCUGCUAUUGCCCUUCAAGUUCUGAUUAGCAAUCAGGAAAAAGCUAAAGAAUAUAUCACACCAUUCAUUAGGCCUGUAAUGCAGGCUCUUCUUCAUAUCAUAAGAGAAACAGAAAAUGAUGAUCUCACCAAUGUGAUUCAGAAAAUGAUUUGUGAAUACAGUGAAGAGGUUACUCCCAUUGCUGUUGAAAUGACACAGCACUUGGCCAUGACAUUUAACCAGGUAAUCCAGACUGGGCCAGACGAAGAAGGAAGUGAUGAUAAAGCAGUAACAGCUAUGGGAAUCUUAAACACAAUAGAUACCCUUCUUAGUGUGGUGGAAGAUCAUAAAGAGAUAACACAGCAGCUAGAGGGCAUCUGUUUGCAAGUCAUUGGUACAGUUUUACAACAGCAUGUUUUAGAGUUCUAUGAGGAAAUCUUUUCCUUAGCUCAUAGUUUGACCUGUCAGCAAGUCUCUCCACAGAUGUGGCAGCUUUUGCCUCUUGUAUUUGAAGUCUUUCAGCAGGAUGGAUUUGAUUAUUUUACAGAUAUGAUGCCUCUUCUCCAUAAUUAUGUAACUGUGGACACAGAUACUCUUUUGUCGGAUACCAAGUAUCUUGAAAUGAUAUACAGCAUGUGCAAAAAGGUCUUGACAGGAGUAGCAGGAGAAGAUGCAGAAUGUCAUGCUGCCAAGUUAUUGGAAGUGAUCAUUCUACAGUGUAAAGGACGUGGCAUUGAUCAGUGUAUUCCUUUGUUUGUGGAAGCUGCAUUGGAGAGACUGACCAGAGAAGUCAAGACGAGUGAACUCCGAACAAUGUGUCUUCAGGUUGCCAUUGCAGCUCUCUAUUACAACCCUCAUCUGCUCCUCAACACCUUAGAAAAUCUUCGGUUUCCCAACAAUGUUGAGCCUGUCACAAAUCACUUCAUCACACAGUGGCUUAAUGAUGUUGAUUGUUUCUUGGGGCUUCAUGAUCGAAAGAUGUGUGUUCUUGGCUUGUGUGCUCUUAUUGACUUGGAACAAAUACCACAAGUUUUAAAUCAGGUUUCGGGACAAAUUCUUCCAGCUUUUAUCCUUUUAUUUAAUGGGUUAAAAAGAGCAUAUGCUUGUCAUGCAGAGCAUGAAAAUGAUAGUGAUGAAGAUGAUGAAGCCGAUGAUGAUGAAGAAACAGAAGAGCUUGGAAGUGAUGAAGAUGAUAUUGAUGAAGACGGGCAAGAAUAUUUAGAGAUUCUGGCUAAGCAGGCAGGAGAAGAUGGAGAUGAUGAAGAAUGGGAAGAAGAUGACGCAGAAGAAACUGCCCUGGAAGGCUAUUCCACAAUAAUUGAUGAUGAAGAGAACCCUGUUGAUGAGUAUCAGAUAUUUAAAGCUAUAUUUCAGACUAUUCAGAAUCGUAAUCCUGUGUGGUACCAAGCUCUGACUCACGGUCUUAAUGAAGAACAAAGAAAACAGUUACAAGACAUAGCAACUCUGGCAGACCAGAGACGAGCAGCCCACGAAUCCAAAAUGAUUGAAAAACAUGGAGGAUACAAAUUCAACGCUCCAGUUGUGCCAAGUUCAUUCAAUUUUGGAGGUCCAGCCCCUGGGAUGAAUUGAAUUAUCCCUUUCUUUCCUGCUACCGUGUGAUUGUAGUAAAGAGCUUGUGUUCCUCCCAGUAGUGGUUCCAGAACUGGUUUGUGUUCUCUACAGCUCACUCUAAACUAAUUGAUCAAUAGAUUGGACAGAAAACCCAGGAAGUGUGGGACCUGAUCAUUCAACCUGGCACUGGAAAGUAAACCGGAGGGGUAUUCGUUGGGGUAGGGGGAGGGGUGGGUAGUUUUUGUUUUGUUUGGGGGUGGGAGGGUUGUUUUCAUUUUUUUUUUUUGGAAGAAAAGAAGAACCUGACUUUGGAGCUUCAAAUGACACACUGUGGAGAUCUGCAAACAAAUGAGGGGAUGUCAUAAAGGCAGCUUUUCUUUUUCUGAGGAAAAAAAUAGGCAUGGGCUGCAGGACUAUUUAAAAUGUCUCAUUUACAGUACAAGCUCAAAGGUAGAUGUAAUUUUUACACUUAUGAAUAUUUUGCCCAGUUUCCUUCCCUUCCCCAUCCCCCUCCCCAUCGGGUCUUUAUUCUUUUGAUGUAAAUAAGGUAAUCUGGAUAGCCUUACCUAAUCUUCAUCAUUUCCAUUUAUCAAAGAUUGUUCCUAUAUAGAUUAUUGGACACUUAUUGUAGCACUACAUAACUGAUACAAAUCUGUAAAUGAAUUAGCACUUUCAUAUUGAAACAAGCCUGCUAGCCUAUGUAUAAAAUAGCAAAAUGUUUGCUGUUUAUAAAAAGAAGGGAUGUGAUAGGGAGGGGGGCUGGGGUAAUUUCAAGUUAUUAAUUUAAAAAUGAACUAGCAGUUUUGUACCUGGUGACUGUGGUGCACUCACCUCUGACAGUGACUUGAAUUCGGUAUGUAAAAAGGGGUUAGUGAUACUUCAUUGCUGCUAAAAAAUGGCAACACCCUCUGUGUCUUUUGUUUUUUCUUAAGGCUCUCAAUGUACAAGUGGAAAUCUGGAUAUAAGACCUUAAUGUAAAAAUGAGAAAGGUUAUCUUCUCUGAAGCAUGUAAAUUGGACCUAAGUUCUGCUCUUAAAGAGUUGAUUGAAGUGUGUGGAUGAACAUCUAUAUAUGCAAUCUAUUAAAAGAACUUAAUUCGGCUGA
Dromiciops gliroides (monito del monte) is the source of this 4347-nucleotide messenger RNA. RefSeq names its product importin 7 (gene IPO7). The transcript has 25 exons. Bases 145 to 3261 code for a protein of 1038 amino acids. Gene Ontology annotation, cellular component: cytosol; nuclear envelope. The record is from RefSeq and is a predicted model, not a curated record. Lineage: Eukaryota; Metazoa; Chordata; Mammalia; Microbiotheria; Microbiotheriidae. Gene Ontology annotation, biological process: protein import into nucleus. Gene Ontology annotation, molecular function: small GTPase binding.